AUGUCCUUCGUGGCAGCUCUGAGACGCACAACUGUGGAGUACUUUCGGAAGACAAGCCUCAAUGGCUUUGGGUUGCUGUACUUCCUCAGGAGGCGGAAGAUCCAGCGACUCUUCUGGUUCUCGUUCAUCGCCUUCGGCAUCCUGUUCGCCAGCUAUGCGGUGUUUGCCAUGAUCCUGGCCUUUCUCAACUACUCCACCGUCAUAGAUCUCUCCCAGGUGGAGGUGUUGGAGGAGCAGCUACCACUUCCGGAGCUAAGGAUCUGCAGUGGCUAUAGGUUCAGUCGCAGGAGCAUGCACAGGUAUGCGGAGGAACUAGGACAUCUGAGUAACAAGUCACAGGACUAUUGGCUGGAAAAGUUGCCUUACCUCUCUGGCUUUUAUGAUUCCUUGGCUGUGAAGUCGGAGGAUAUUGAAGAACUUAAAGGACCACUAGCCUCCACCAAUAUUACUGCCCUUUUGAAGAAACUAUCGCCUUCCUGCAGGUCUCUAAUCCUUCGCUGUGAGAUGAACCAUCUCUCCACAAGCUGCUCUGAGCUAUUUGGCUUGGAACUGACCACCGAGGGAAACUGUUGUGUUUUGAAGAAGGAAAACCUGACCGGGGAACUGUCACUCUUCCUCGACUCUUCCCGGGAAGAUGCAUUCCCCCUGAAAGGGGAGACCGCUUUGGGCUUCACCUUUCACACUCCCAAUUGGCUCGGAAGAGCUAGUGUUGGUCCAGGGGAAGUGGCCGUAUUGGAGCUGGAAGUAACUCAGCUUCAAGGAAACUCCCAGCUAAAGGACUAUUCCACCCGAAAACGAGGCUGUUACUUUCCCCAAGAGAGCUCACCCAGGGACAGGUGCCUAGAUGAGUGCCGAAUCAAAGCCCAUUUAAUUAACUGCCAGUGUGUGCCUUAUCCUUUCGAGUUGAAGAAUCCCCACCAGAAGCACUGUACACUGGGAGAAAUAUCCUGCCUGCAGUUGGUAGAGGAAAACUGGUCCCCUUCGCAGUGCCCCGAGUGCCUGCCGUACUGCAACCAGAUGUUCUAUAGACUCCACAAGAGUGUCCUUGGGAACUUACAUCCUUGGCGCACUAAAGUGUCUAUAUACUUCCGGAAGCCCCAUAGAAGAGUCUACGAAACCAUACAACUCUACCGCUGGUACCACAUAUUGUCCAACAUUGGCGGAGUCCUGGGCAUCUGCAUCGGCUGCUCCUUCAUCAGCGGCUUCGAGCUGAUCUACUUCGUGGUGUUCCGUCUCUGGUCCAACUACCUCCGGCAGGCGGAGAGCUAA
Molecule: messenger RNA, 1269 nt
Organism: Drosophila bipectinata
Lineage: Eukaryota; Metazoa; Arthropoda; Insecta; Diptera; Drosophilidae
Gene: ppk27
Product: pickpocket 27
Biological process (GO): sodium ion transmembrane transport
Cellular component (GO): plasma membrane
Molecular function (GO): ligand-gated sodium channel activity
Source: RefSeq, a predicted model, not a curated record